AUGACUUCCAUGCCUACUGUUCUCUUACUCCUAAGUUUUCUAUGUUUAGCCAAAAGUGGAGUUCAAGAAGAUCAACGUAGCCACAUAACACCAGGCUCUAUCAUUUACCCCAAUGCACGUGCAUGGCCUUCCCCUUCUGGUCGGUUUGCAUUUGGUUUUUACGAGCAAGAUAAUGGCUUCAGGGUCGGGAUUUGGUUACUUGCUAAAAGAAAUAAAAUAGUAUGGACAGCAAAUCGUGAUGAUCCAGCACUACCAUUCACUUCGAAAGCAACUCUAAAAUUUACUGAGGAUGGAAAGCUUGUUUUGACAAAUGAGCUGGGGGAGAUGAGACUUAUUGCUAACGUAACUGCCUCCUCUGCGUCCAUGCUAGAUUCAGGCAAUUUUGUGCUCUACGACAAGCACAAGAAGAUCAUUUGGGAGAGUUUCCAGUAUCCGACUGAUACCAUUUUAGGAGGUCAGAAUUUGUAUCCUGGCAGUCGGUUGUUCUCUAGUGUAUCAGAAACAAACUACUCAGCAGGAAGGUUUCACCUCGAGAUGCAGGAAGAUGGAAACCUUGUUCUCUACCCGAUGUAUACGGACAAUACUGGAGCAAAUGCAUACUGGAGUUCUAAGACUUUUGGGACCAAUACCAAGUUUCACCUUUAUCUCAAUUCUACAGGUCUUCUACAGCUCAUCAAUGAAACUGAUUCGAGCAUCUACAAUACACUUGGUGGAGCGUCUUAUAGUUCGGCUGCCUAUAGAAGUCCGCUCGGCUAUCACCCCUACAGCUACUACAACAACCAAAACAAGAACACCACAGACAGCAUCAUUUAUCGUGCAACCCUUGAUGUUGAUGGAAUUUUCCGCUUAUAUUCUCAUAUAUACAAUGGAAGUGGUGAAGUCAACGAAUCGGUUGUGUGGUAUGCAUUGAAAGAUACAUGCGAUGUUAAUGGUUACUGCGGCUUCAACAGCUAUUGCACAUACAAUGAUUACCAGCCUACCUGCCUUUGCCUUCCCGGUACUGAUUUUGUGGAUCAAUUUCAUAGCAUUUAUGGCUGCAAGAGGAAUUAUACUGAAGCUCAGUGUAAAAGUGAUAAGGCUAAUGCACACCAUUUCAGCAUAGAGACCAUGGAGAAUAUGGUUUGGGAAGAUACUUCUUACAGCAAAGAGCCAAUGUCAGUGGAAGAGUGUAGCAGAUCUUGUCUGGAGGACUGUAACUGUGAGGCAGCGUUGUUUAAGGGAGGGAUCUGCAUGAAACAAAAGCUUCCCCUGAGGUAUGCAAAAAGAGAUUUCCAAUCAGAAGAGGAGUCCAGGGCUUUACUGAAGGUGGGGAAAAGACGCCCAGAAGAACAUGAUAUCCGACCUAUCCCACCACCAAAGCUACCGGUAUAUCACAUCAAAAGCCAAAAAGUAGUGGUGGAAGUUCUUCUUUUGACAUUUAGUCUGGUUACCUUUUCUUGUGUUUUCCUUACAAUUUUUGGACUAUUUGUUUACAAGUUUCGAGUUCUAAGAUACAAAAGACUGUUAGAAGAUAGAAAUUGGGGCCUAACCAAGGAGCUUACUCUGCAAUUAUUUUCGUACGAUCAGCUUCGGAAAGCAACAAACGGCUUUAAAGAAGAGUUGGGUAAAGGCUCGUUUGGAGCUGUCUACAAGGGGACCUUAUACAAAGGCAGGGAAACUGUUGCUGUUAAGAGACUUGAGAAGUUAAUCGAAGAAGGCGAAAGAGAGUUCCAGGCAGAGAUGCGAGCAAUUGGUAGAACUCACCACAGGAAUUUAGUUCGGCUUUUGGGAUAUUGCGCUGAGGAUUCCAAGAGGCUGUUGGUCUAUGAAUACAUGGCUAAUGGCUCCCUUGCUAACCUACUUUUCAAGGCAACAAGGCGCCCAGAUUGGAAUGAAAGAAUAAGAAUAGCCCUGGAUGUCGCAAGAGCAAUCCUCUAUUUACAUGAAGAAUGUGAGACCUCCAUCAUUCAUUGCGACAUAAAGCCUCAGAACAUAUUAAUGGAUGAUACUUGGACAGCUAAAAUUUCCGAUUUCGGGCUGGCAAAAUUGUUGAUGGGAGAUCAAACAAGGACCUUCACAGGAGCAAGGGGAACUAGAGGAUACAUGGCACCAGAAUGGCAGAAAAACACUCCAAUAUCGGUGAAGGCUGAUAUUUACAGUUUUGGAAUAGUGCUAUUGGAAAUUAUCUGUUGCAGAAGGAACUUGGACACAACCGUAUCAAAAACGGAGGAGAUUAUUCUGUCCACUUGGGUCUAUAGAUGUUUUGUUGAAAAGAGGUUGGAUAAAGUUGUUCUUGGUGAAGAAGUAGAUAAGAAAAACUUGGAAAGAAUGGUGAUGGUGGCACUUUGGUGUAUUCAAGAUGAACCAGCUCUCCGUCCUUGCAUAAAGAGUGUAGUGAUGAUGUUGGAGGGGAUAACUGAUAUAUCUAUUCCUCCAUGUCCAACUGCUUCUCUUUCCUCCAUGUAA
Messenger RNA from Durio zibethinus, 2445 nucleotides. Its product is annotated as G-type lectin S-receptor-like serine/threonine-protein kinase LECRK4. Lineage: Eukaryota; Viridiplantae; Streptophyta; Magnoliopsida; Malvales; Malvaceae. Gene Ontology annotation, molecular function: ATP binding; protein serine/threonine kinase activity. The record is from RefSeq and is a predicted model, not a curated record. Gene Ontology annotation, biological process: recognition of pollen; protein phosphorylation.